AUAUGAAUGACGAUGAUGGAGAGUAACGAAGCGAACACGAGAAAAUCAAAAUGGAAAUGGUCAAUCAAGGGUUAUUUUGAACACGGUGGCAGAAGACGAAAAAAUAUUGCAGCACCACCAUCAUUUGGAAGGCGUAAGAGACCGCUUUCUCAAGUGCCCGAAAAUGAAGAAAAACAUUCAGUAAGUAAAUCAGCUGAUGAUCGUUAUCCCAAAGAUGGAUUUAUGUCUGAUGGAAAUUUUGAUGACACAAGAAGUGACAUAACUCAGUUUAGUUCAUACAGUGCUUCAUCGGAGCCGAAUAAUCCAGCAAAAUAUUCGACGUUGCCUUCAAGAUUUCGUUCUGACGGGUUUGUAUCUAUGGAUGAAUGGAAUAGCGCAUGGAAGAGUAAUAAGCCAGAGAAUCAGCCAAUAGAUUCCGGAUCAGAUACUUUUUAUUCUGCAUUAAAAACCAAAGAGAGUUCCAGGCGUGGCAGACGACGCGAAAGAAGACACACUAUCGGAGGUCCGCAAUCAAAUUUCAAGGAUGAUCCGAAUGUAAUCACACAAGAACCAUCUUCACCGAGAGCAUCGUCUGAUAAUUUCUCUGCUGAAUUCAACGUAAUAUCCCGAAAAGACGCGGCUAACAAAAGAGAAGCAUUUUUAAAUUAUCUCCAAAGAGCUUUUCCGCAGCAUGCCGAUGCUAUCUCUGGAAAAGAAAAGCCGGCUUUUCCACCUCCAUACCACGUAAGAUCAAGAGCUAGCUAUUCACCACAGUCAGAGGCAUCUUCUUCACUUGGCUAUCUCGUACCUUCGGUGGAAAGUUCAUAUCCAGGAUUUUGUCGAGGAUCUCGACUGAGAGCAAGCCUACCAAUAGUGAGAACUGACAGCGGAUCUAAAAAUCGACCGCGUGUAGUUUACUUACAAUACGAAGGGGAAACUAGAGUAGCUGAGCUUCCGUCUGAAUUGACCAGCCUUGACACAAUACGAGCAUUAUUUGUGCAAAGUUAUCCUGGUUUACUCACUAUGCCAGUGCUGGAUAAACAGCGGCAUGGUUUAAUGAUCAAAAAUACGAAAACUGGGAAAUUUGAUGAAAUCGACAAUGUCAAGAAAAUCAAGGAUCGUUCGUUUAUUCGUGCUAGACCGCGAGAUGGCGUUUCAGGUAUUCCUAUGCCAGGGGCAAAAAAGGCUUCUGCAUUGAAACCUAGUCCAGUAAACUCGACAAACAAAUUUAACAACAGAACUGGACUUCCACAAAAUACGAACCAAAACAACAAUACCGUUGUUGAAAACAGUAAAAUUAACAAAAAGGCAACGAGUAACGGUAUAAAAGCGAAAAUCCCAACACUUUCUCCUGUACAUUCACCAGAAAGGUUAACGACAAACUCGAAACCAAAAAACAGUAACGUAAAUUCUCGCGGUUUUGGAUACGUUCCAAAACUGAAAAUGCCGUCUCCAAAACCACAAAGCCCCACGAAUGAAAAAGAAAAUAACAGAAAAGACUCGAAUAACAAUUCAAAUGUUAGCGCAACAGACGAUUUGCACAGUCCGGGCCAAGUCCAGGGUUCUAAUAACGCCACACCCUCCCCAACGGGUAAUGGUAUAGGCGGUGGAUCUCUAUCAAAAACUGGAUUUUCAUAUCACCAUGGAACAGGCGUACCCGCUUACCGUCGACCCGAAAAUGGCAGUGCAGAAAACACGAUAAGAGUUGUACAAUCGCCCAACUCCGGUAAAAGCAAGUUGCAACCAUUAGGAGAACCGCUGUCUAGAGAACCAAGCAGAAAUGCGAAACGGUCCAUUCAACCCCCUAAAACAAAGCUGUACGGAAGUCUCAUCCCCGCUAGCAAACUGAGGUCGACUCCUAGUAACUCUCCAGCGCCUAUUAGCGGAAACCUUAUAUCUGGUACAGAAACACCUAGAGAGGAAGAAGAUGAAGGAUCCUUGCAAGGCAACAAAGGUUCUAUAAAGCAAAACAAAGGCCCACCUCCACCUUUACCAAUAAGACCUAAGACACCCACAAGAGGCCGCGCUGCGCCAAGUGGUGCACCUCCUCCAAUCGCCCCUAAACCCACGGUGUCAAAACUUGGUAGUGCCCAUUCGUCAUUUUCGUCCGUCCCCCCAUCACAAAAAGCCAACAUCGUCAGCAAAGACACCGCUGCUUCAAAAAUUCCUUUGGAUCCAAUCAUUGAUGGAGGACUUUCUUCAGAUCUUGCCGUUUUUUCCAACAUAAAACGACCGGAAUCCCCUGAACGGAAAGCAAGCAUAUAUGCGCGGGGAAGCACCCGCUCUCUACGCCCACGACAGCUUCCAAAACCAGUCAGUAUCCCACAAGUACCUCCCAUGAAUUUGAUUCAUCGACAAGUAUCUGAUGAAGUAUCUAAAUCGGAAAUCAAUAUUCGAGAUAUCAAUAAUGAAAACGCAGGAAACGGUUAUUCAGACCAAAAUCUUACAAAGAAAUCGUCUGUCAGUGCACCAAACCUCACUCCAUUACAAGAUGAUGCCCCUGCUUUUUUCUCUGACACUUUUGAACAAAGUCCAUCUUUGAUAGUUUCCCAGGAUAUAGGCGAGGAAGAUUGUAUCCAUAAAGAUGAUUAUGCAAUUUUAACGUCCGAGAAAGUAGAAAAUAUACCCGAAAACAAUUUAAAACCUGAGACAACUGAGCACACGUCGAGUUUAAAACGGGGAUUAUCGAGUCUGAAGCGUUUUAUACCCGGCAGAUCAUCAGGAAAACAAUCAAAGUCAUCUUCCGAAAAUCUUAUCAAACCAACUCUUGAAAUUGAACAUGAAAUUCCCAUUUUAGAAGACGAAAACAUUACCAAAUCCGAAGACAACAACUCAACUGAUUUGUCUGUUUCUAAUGUGGCACAACCAGAGUCAGCAGAUCCAGCUCAUCAUGUUAACGUGCAUUCAAUUGCGUCGAUGUUUGAAAACGAUUCCAAGCUACACAACGAAGCCAACCCUAGUCAUCGCAAUCACAACUCAACUUUGAAACAUCCCGCUAUUCCAACUACAAAUCUUGUUAGUACCCUCGUAAAAUCUGGUAACAAUGGCGUCCAGAGAAAGGAGAGUUUGGGUGGCAAUUCAUCAGACACAAGUCAGAGUGGAAUAGUCAAGAAGAGUAAUUUAGUGAAAACUGGAUCAUAUAAUUCAGUGAAUUCUUCCGAUUCGUCGACAAGCAACGCGACGAACAAUUCAUCAACUGUUCACAGACAGCCAUCCGUACACAAGAAAGUUUCAUUUCAGGAUAACGUCAUGGUUAGCGAUGGUCAUGGAAGCAAUACUUACGUCCAAAGAUUGAAAUCCAAAGGGGACGAAUCCGGGUAUCCUGAGGUACAAUCUGAUGCGAAAUCAAGGGCAAGUGCUGCGGAACAACUCAAGAUCCAAGCAACUGAGUCUGAUUUCAAAGAAUAUCUCAAUAACCGAGCCCUAACAUCGCCGGUCAGUCCUAGAAGUCCAGGCCGAGUCACCAGUCCGACAUUGGACAGAAAAUCGGCAGUUGAAGCUGCCAUUGAAACUAUUACUGGGAAGCCUAGUGCGCGGAAAAUUAACAUUAACGAUAGUUACAGAGCGGCUACUCAAGGUACAUUAACGCAACUACUAUCCCCAUCACAGAUACCUGUAACUAUUGGUGAAUCCACAGACGAUGGAUUUGCUUAUAACGUGACCACCAGUUAUCAGCCACAGUCUUCAUACAAAGAGAUGUGGUAUCCACGGCACAGCCAGAUGUCUUCGGCCCCUGCUUACACGAAUCCGAUCCGUUCCAUGACCCCAAAUCCAACCCCUGCUUACAAUCAUUAUUCGGCAGCUAUAAUGCCACCAGGGCAAAUGUCGAAUGUAGCUUACUCUACCGCGCCAUCUAGCGUAAACAUUCAUGCGGAAAAUUUGGUUGCCAUGAAAAACGAACCGCAAGCCUAUUCCGCGAAAGACGAACCCUACUUUCAAACGCAAAGUGGAUUUCCCUACGACGACAACGAAAUGACAGAGUCAGAUCCAACUCCAUACUAUGAAAGAUGCGGCAGCUGGAAAAGAGGAGCUCCAACAUCGAAUGUUCAGCACAUUGGAACUCCGGUUUCCCUGGGAGCUGUUGACAGCAUUAGCAAAAUAAAUACAAUCGGGGAACAAACUCAGAAAGGAGUGACAGACGGAUUGGAAGAUGACAAGGAAAUAGAGUUAAGAAAAUUAGGGUGGGGCGAAUUUGAGAAAACCGCGCCCACCGACGAGGCAACCAAUGAACGCGUAAAGGCAAUGGAGCAGAAAAUAGCGACUCUCACUGGAAUGGUGGAAACAAUGAUAACACACACCGAUGCUGAUGUAAACAUAGGCGACAGCGCCAAUGCGACCAAAUCUCAGCAGAUGACCUACGACUCGGGUGUGACCUCUAGCGACAGUGAUUCCACAUCAUUAAAAGAUGUACGAAAACAAAUGCUGCAGCUUCGAGCUACUGCUUCUGAAUUAAAGAAACAAUUGGAUGAUAUAAAGCGACAACAGAGAACAAACUUCGAACGAAUGAACGAUAUGAUCGUUACUAGGAGUCGUGAACUGACAUCUCUCAUCGCUACGACUGCUGGGUCAGAACACGCACCAGUUCGUGCGAGACGACUCGCCCUGGACAGAGAGCGUUCGACCUACGGAGAUAAUGCGUCACUCACGGAACGUCAACUUACUGAAGUUGAAGGAGCGGUCGAGGAGUUACGUAAUGAAGUUGUCGAAAGAAGAUGUCGCGUAAAUAUGAGAGAAGUUGAAGCACUGGCCUUACAAUUGAGUCAAGCGGGGAGAACAAUCGCCAAUUUAAAAAGUUCUUUUCCUUCGAUUUGUGACGAGAUGAGAACGGUUGGGACAGCUGAAACCGAAGUUAUAAUUCAGGAAGAAAAAUUCAUGGAUACCGAACCAGCAAGAUUAGAUGAACAAUUGAAGAGAUGCAAACAGCUUACUCAGACGCUCUUCACAUUGAAAAAACUUGCAACGGUUCAAGAAGCACGGAGUAAGACACCCGUAAACAUAUUAAGCGGGCAAGGCGGAAUGAUGGGACCUAGACCCGAGACACCCUCUCAUUACUUAGCUUCUCUAAUGUCAUACGGUUCCCCGAACGGGCGACCUGGAGAAAGGGUCAAUGCAGAUGACCUCAAAAAAGUGAAAAACGUCGUUUUGGGGGAUGUUAGGUCACAAAAAGUCGACAGCACAAGGAGGAUGCAAAGUAUCCAGGAUGCCGAGAUGAGAUGGACACGCCGUGUGAAAUAUAUCCGCCAAUACGACUCCAGGAAAAUGGAAAAGGCGUUGGAAUUGGCUGAAAAAGCAUUGAGAAGAACUGACAACUUCCGGGUGAUAGAGGAGAGACAAGAAAUUCAUUUAAAAGAAAUUUAUUUCAAUGGAAACAAAAGGAGAGAUGAAAAAAUAACAACUUCUCUAUCUGAAUCCAGUUCCGUUGACUCACUGCCUUCACCUCCUCCACCGAUGAGCAAUAUGACGUCAUCCCAACAAAAUAAUUUACAUUCGGUUGAAGUUCCAACAUAUGCGUCAUCAACGUGUUCUAUGUCCACGGCUUCAUCUGCAGCGGCGCCACACCGUCCCGUAGAAAACCUGAUAUCACCCGACGGGGGAUAUAUCAGUUCCGAAAUUCUAUCACCCCAACAUCAGCAACCAUCUUCACUCCCGACACGACCCCUUCCGACAAAUAGGUAUCCACAACAAAAUCAAACAAAGGGACCGGUUUCUGCUCUUCAAAAACAGAAUUAUCGAUCGAAUUCGCUACAGCGAACUCGCUCACAAAGAAUGCAGCAAAUGCAACAAUAUGAAGAAUAUCAACGUCAGAGGUCGCGGACGCCUAACCCAUUCCCAACGCCGAUGCAAUUUGAUAAACCUGGGUACGUACAGCCCCAAGCGGAAUACGUCAACCAACAAUAUGACGCAUACGGUGCGCAAUAUAACUAUCAACAAGCAUAUCAAGACCCAUAUGGAAAUAAGAAUCCACAAACUUAUGCGCCGGCACCCCUACAACCAUACCAGACUCAACAAUUUGCUGAAGCGCCAUAUCAAUCUCAAAUGCAAUAUCAACAAUACGGACCAACGCCGGAUCAGAUGUUAUAUCAGGUUCAGCAGCAACAACAGCCGCAGCAAAAGCAACAACAAUCUACGAAAAAUCCCACCAGACAACUACGACGUCCAACAACCUUUUCACAUAAACAAAAUCACCCGUCUUCACCUCCAUACCAAGAUCCAUCCCAAGGUAUGUCGACAUCAUAUUCUCCUUCUCCACUGGGUAACCCGACAAAUGAUGACGUCAUGAGAAGGCGUCAGUCGGGGAAACAACAACAACAACCACAACAACAAAGCAAUGACAAAAGUCAACGAUUGAAGGACCAAUAUAGCAAGCUACAACAAAUGCAAAGAAAGAACAAAAUUAAUCAAGUUAAAAGACCGCCAUCAUCAAGAUCUCAAAUCGCGUCUCCGUCCCUUGUCAACAAUCCCGCCAAGUCGUCGGAUGUUUGAUCCAUCGAAAAUUUCUGCCAGUUUGUUUCUUAUAUAGUAAACAAAUUGGGCAACAACGAUAACAGCACCGAAGCAAAGUUUGCGGGACAAGGCGAUUGGAGAAGCGAGUAAACGCCGGUCAAAACUUGCUAGGAUGGAAUAGUUUGAUUGAUAAUUUAGAAUGAUGGAAAUGGAUACCAAAUUAAUCGAAUGUUUUAUCAUCAAUUUCGAAGAUAAUUUAGUGUGUGCACAAGGAACGUGAUACCUAUUUGAAAUGAAUGUUUGAGAUUGCAAAAAUGGUUUGAGAAUGAAUAUAUAUUAAUUACAUCGAUUAAUUCGAGUCAUUUUGCAUCUUUGCAAAGUCACGGAAAUGUCGAGUUGUCGAAAACCUGUUUUUCCACUGUUUUACGCUGCUAUUAUAGGCUAUGUACUAGAAAACUAUGUUCGCUGGACGAUUAUUAUUCUUAUUAUUAGAUGCAUAAUAGAAUAUAACGUUAUUGUAUUUUGAAUAAUACUAUUAUUAGUCUUUAGGAGUAAGUUUCCUUUUCAUUUUUUUCUCGUGCUAUAUUUUUAGAAUUCAAUAAAUUGUCUUAAAAGUGA
Messenger RNA from Styela clava, 7041 nucleotides. RefSeq lists its product as uncharacterized. NCBI's taxonomy places the organism in Eukaryota, Metazoa, Chordata, Ascidiacea, Stolidobranchia, Styelidae. Gene Ontology annotation, cellular component: cytoplasm. The record is from RefSeq and is a predicted model, not a curated record.